Pseudonaja textilis is the source of this 594-nucleotide messenger RNA. The record is from RefSeq and is a predicted model, not a curated record. NCBI's taxonomy places the organism in Eukaryota, Metazoa, Chordata, Lepidosauria, Squamata, Elapidae.
GGGGGGGGGGCGCCGCUGGUGGGCCGCGAUCCUAACCCGCGCGGCGUCUCUUCCCCGCUGCAGGAGUACGCCUUGUGCCGGGCUUACGUGCGCCUGAAGGGACUGGCCGUGCUCGCCGUGGGUACGGGAGUGGCCUUUGCGGUCCUCAAGAAGCCCCUUCCCCUCCCCUGGAGCGCGCUCGUCUCCCUGGCUCUGGUUGGCUUACCCACCUAUGCAAUGACCCGGAGGCAGCUGAAGAACUGUGCCGACUUGUGGGACUUCCAGACCGCCCCCUCCCCAAAAGUAGCCCAAAAGUGAGAGCGGUGCAAGGUUGGAGCCGUUCAAAGCCAUAUUGCAAAUCCCAACCGGGCAGGACACAAGGCCUGACUCUUCACACCCAACAGCUCACCUGCCAUCAGGUGCCCUCCAAGCAGCGUUUCCGGAGCGGCUCCCUUUUCCGGCUCUAUUCUCCUCAAAAGACAGGCGCUCCACCUUCCUUCAGGCAGCCGGAGAGCAACAGUCGGUGGCUGAGAUGGGCUGGCACCUUUAUGGGCCCUGGAUCCAGUCAGGCCCCCGGUUUUACCACAACCCAGAGUGGGAAAGUGACGCUUGACC